This is a messenger RNA of Punica granatum (pomegranate), 1734 nucleotides long. NCBI's taxonomy places the organism in Eukaryota, Viridiplantae, Streptophyta, Magnoliopsida, Myrtales, Lythraceae. The record is from RefSeq and is a predicted model, not a curated record.
UCUUGUGGCAGAUUUUCAGUUAUCAUCAUCACCACCAAAUUCUCAGUGUUCUUCUGCUUCUUGUACAGCUGCAACAACCGGGAAACAUUUUUCAGACAACAGAGAUACAAGUAAGACACCAUUUGUCGCUAUUCAGCUGCCCAUGUUCUUGUGAUUGGUGGGGCAGUUCCAGUUUCUUGAUUCCAUGGCUUUGUUCUUCAAGUUCAAUUGAUCUUGGAAAGAAAAGAAAGGAAAGAAAAACGGCAGAAAUGGGUAUGUUCUCUGCCCAAACCCAUGGGCUCAAAUUCACCGCAACUUCAUCGAUAUCGACAUCUGAAAUGGCGUGCCAGCCACCCCUGCACAAGAGAGUGAUUGUAGAUUCGAGAGGUGUUUCUUCAAGACAGAGCUCUUUCCUCGGGGGUCAAUUUCGAAGGCAGCUCCUUUUGGGAUAUGAUAACGUGAGCAAUUCCCGGAGGCAUCGGGCAGGGGUUUUAUUCUCGCCAAGCUGCGUGCUCCCACUAACUGAAGAGAAUGUGGAAAAGGUUCUGCACGAGGUGAGGCCGGGCUUGAUGGCGGACGGGGGAAACGUGGCACUCCAUGAGAUAGACGGCCUUAUCGUGGUGCUGAAGCUCCAGGGAGCGUGCGGGUCGUGCCCAAGCUCCACGAUGACCCUGAAAAUGGGAAUUGAAACUCGGCUUCGGGAUAAAAUACCUGAAAUCAUGGCUGUAGAGCAGAUCGUGGACACUGAAACUGGGUUAGAGCUGAAUGAAGAGAACAUUGAAAAGGUUCUUUCCGAGAUACGACCAUAUCUUGCAGGCACGGGAGGGGGAGUGCUCGAGCUGGUUCAGAUCGAUGAUUACGUCAUCAAGGUUAGAUUGAGUGGCCCUGCAGCAGGGGUUAUGACAGUUCGUGUCGCUCUCACACAGAAACUGAGGGAAAAGAUUCCUGCCAUCGCCGCUGUUCAGUUGAUAGAUUAACAAAACAAUAUCAUUCUUUACAUUCUGUAUAUGUACAUCUGGAAGAUUUACGUAAGGGAGCAACAAAAAAAAAAAAAAAAAAAAAUAUAUAUAUAUAUAUAUAUAUAUAUAUUUCCAUGGGACUAUUAAUCCGGCGGGAUAUAAAAAGGGAUGCCUAGACCGCUGAACCGGCGGGAUAUAAAAAGGGACGCCUAGACCGCUGAUCCGGCGGGAUAUAAAAUGGACGCUUAGACCGUUAAUCCGGCGAGAUACAAAAAUGGACGCUUAGACCGCUGAUCCGGCGGGAUACAAAAAGGGACACUUAAACCGCUGAUCCGACGGGAUAUAAAAUGAAUGUUUAGACCGCUGAUCCCGCGGGAUACAAAAAGGGACGCCUACACCGGUGAUCCGGUGGGAUAUGAAAAAGGACGUCUAGACCGGUGAUCCGGCGGAAUAUAAAAUGGACGCCUAGACUCUUAUUGUCGGAGGAAAAUGGGUAGCCCCCACUUAUGAGAAAUGAAAUGAGGAAUUUAUGGAUAUGAGUGCAAGGUCACUGUACCGUCACAACUUUGUUGCGAGAAAAUGCAAUCCUAUAGCUAUAUUGAUUGAUUGUACUGUAUAUUGUUUGUGUGAUCUGAUUGCUAUAAAUGUGAUGAUUGUUGAGGUUGUCUGAAGGUAUUCAGUGAAAGCCGUGUUAUUGUUAGAGCUUGAUGGAGUCAGUGUAUGAGUGUUAAGUGGUGCUGAGUUAAUGAUUAAUUAUAAUAUUAUUAUAUGGUUAUAAAGAAAAUUGAUUAUUUAA